Somion occarium is the source of this 1281-nucleotide messenger RNA. Lineage: Eukaryota; Fungi; Basidiomycota; Agaricomycetes; Polyporales; Cerrenaceae. The record is from the annotation of a GenBank genome assembly.
AAGGACUUCAACGGCUUUAGAACGCUUCACAGCAACCUUGUCUCUUCGCUCACCAUUACCUUCGUCGGAGAGCAGCAAAACAUAUAGACAGUCUCUUCAAAAUGAGUGCCGCAGCGUCAGAGAAGGUUCAGAAGAAACCCUUGCCUUUCAUCGCCAACUUCACCGCUGGAGCUAUCGCGGGAGUGUCAGAAAUUCUCACGUUCUACCCUCUCGAUGUUGUGAAAACGCGUAUGCAACUAGAGACCGGGAAGUCGAAGAAUGGUCUUGUCGGUACCUUUCGUUCGAUCAUUCGUGAAGAAGGUUUCGGAAGACUGUACAGAGGUCUUGUACCCCCACUCUUGCUCGAGGCACCCAAGCGCGCAACCAAAUUCGCCGCAAAUGAUUUCUGGGGGAAAAAGUACCUCAAGCUUACUGGUCAAUCCAAGAUGGACCAGAAGCUUGCUAUCCUGACUGGUAGCAGUGCGGGUGCUACCGAAAGUUUCGUCGUCGUACCUUUCGAACUUGUCAAGAUUAAGUUGCAGGAUAAGUCCAGCACGUUCGCAGGCCCUAUGGACGUUCUUAAACAAAUCAUUAAAAAGGAUGGCCUUCUCGGGCUGUAUGUUGGAAUGGAAUCAACGUUCUGGCGUCACCUCUGGUGGAACGCCGGUUACUUUGGAUGUAUAUUCAAAGUGCGAGAAUUAUUGCCCAAACCUGAGACAAAGAAGGCAAGGUUGCUAAAUGAUUUGAUGGCUGGUUCGGUCGGUGGUUUCGUCGGAACGGCUGUGAAUACUCCAUUCGACGUCGUGAAAUCACGUAUUCAAGGCGCAACCAAGGCUCCAGGAGUCGUACCCAAGUAUAACUGGACAUACCCUGCCUUGGUCACCAUCUUCCGGGAAGAAGGUCCAACAGCUCUUUACAAAGGAUUCCUCCCCAAGGUGCUUCGAUUGGCACCUGGUGGAGGUGUUCUCUUACUUGUAGUCGAGUUCACUUUGGGUGUGUUCCGUAAAGCUCUGGGUCCUCCAUAUAUCUAGACUGCUUAGGAAAGGUAGACGUAGAUUGACUUUUCUAAUACCGGCAUAAAUUAGAGGGGGUAGGUGGUGGCAUAAAAGUACGUUGUACUCUCGUUGUACCUUAGAUGUAUUUAUUAUGCAUUGGACUCUUCAAUGGCGGACUAGUACAGCAUCGAGCCGUUGUACCUAGUUCCCAUCUAUUAAAGCAUGGUAUAUAAAGUAUGCGAAUUAGUCCAUUGUCAAACCUUCUUCAGUUCUCCUUCUUGGCCUUUGCAUUGGAUACAUGCAUCGU